Molecule: messenger RNA, 930 nt
Organism: Aspergillus japonicus CBS 114.51
Lineage: Eukaryota; Fungi; Ascomycota; Eurotiomycetes; Eurotiales; Aspergillaceae
Gene: tpcM
Product: methyltransferase tpcM
Exons: 1
Coding region: 1-930 (309 amino acids)
Molecular function (GO): S-adenosylmethionine-dependent methyltransferase activity
Source: RefSeq, a predicted model, not a curated record
AUGACAACAGCAGCAAUCCCAUCAUCUAACUCGAAUGACAAACUCUUUGACAAAGGCCAAGCCUUUUGGAACAAUUACCUCAAAGGCCGCCCCUCCGCGCCCGAUGUCUUCUUCCAGCGGCUCUUCACCUACCACCAAUCGCACGGAGGCAAGUUCGGGACGGUGCACGAUGUGGGCGCCGGCAACGGGCCCUACGCACACAUCCUGCGCUCCAAGUUCCAGCAUGUGAUUAUCUCCGACAUCGCGACGGAGAACGUCGUCCUCGCCGAGGAUCGUCUUGGGCACGACGGGUUCAGCUACCGCGCGGCCCGGGUCGAAGAGAGCGACGACAUCGCUCCCGGCAGCGUGGAUAUGGUCUUCGCGACCAACGUCAUGCAUUUCUGCGACCAGCCGCUUGCCAUGAGCGUAAUUGCGCGCCAGCUCCGUCCCGGAGGCACAUUUGCCUGCGCAGCCUUUGGAGCGGCGCAGUUUGAGGAUCCCCGCAUCCAGGACGUCUACACUCGCAUUAAUCACUCCGGAGGUCGCGCCUUACUCGCUAAGGCAGAUAACCCGGAGAAGCUGGGAGCCGUCAUGGGCCGCACGCAGGGCAAGUACAAUGUCGCCCCGCUGGAUGGAGGGCUGUGGCUUCCCGGUGCGCAGCGCAUUCACCUCAACAUGGCGAACGGCGGCAUCACGGCUCCCUUGCCGCCUGAGGUGCAGGUCCACGAGCCUGUCUAUACUGGGGUUGACGAUGUGGAAACCUUUACCCAGGAAGAUGGGUGGAGCUUUGUGACGGAGCUUGAGGGUGUCAAGGAGCAUGUGCUGUCGUUUCCGUUCGCGAGGGAAGAUCCGCAUUUCGGGGAGUUGUGGCAGCAGAUGGAAGAUCUCAUCGGCGACGGUGAGGUCAAGGGAACUUGGCCCGCGAAGAUUAUUUUGGCUACUCGACGAUAG